CUCCGCCACAAUGGCUUCCUCCUCCUCCCCUCAGUUCGAGUUCGUGACGCUCGUGUCAGGCGAUGGCUUUGAGUUUGUGAUUCCCAGAAGCACGGCCUGCAUUUCGGGGACGAUACGUCGCAUGUUAGAGCCGUCGAGUAAAUUCUCCGAAGCCUUGACGGGUCGUUGCACCCUCGAGAACAUCAGCGGUAUUGUGCUGGAGAAAGUCUGCGAGUAUUUCUGCUACAACGAGAAGAACAAGAACCAGGGCAAUGUGCCGGAUAUGGAUAUUCCACCGGAGCUGUGUCUGGAGUUGUUGAUGGCGGCGGAUUAUCUGGAUACGUGAUGUGGGUGUAGAUAUUUGCAGGACUCGAUUCGAUUUCCUGAUGUUUACGGGAUAUGAUUUUACUGAAAACGAUAUGUUAUGGUUUGGGUUACGAAAAGGGAUGGUUGUCUUAGAUCUGUAUAGCGCUUAGAACUACAGAUGGCGUUGAUUUCUCGGUUUCAUCUCUCGAAGUCCUCUAUCCUGUACAUCGGAGUUCAGGUGUAUUGCGUGCUGGCUACUAGCGAGCGAGCACUCGAGCCGUGACUACCAAGCAC
Molecule: messenger RNA, 579 nt
Organism: Aspergillus steynii IBT 23096
Lineage: Eukaryota; Fungi; Ascomycota; Eurotiomycetes; Eurotiales; Aspergillaceae
Product: elongin C
Exons: 3
Coding region: 11-325 (104 amino acids)
Biological process (GO): ubiquitin-dependent protein catabolic process
Cellular component (GO): elongin complex
Molecular function (GO): protein-macromolecule adaptor activity
Source: RefSeq, a predicted model, not a curated record